AUGGAGCAAUCUUCAGAGGCUAUUCGGGGCCUUGGCUCUGGAGAGGAAAAUAUAGACCGGUAUUGCCAGGGCGGUCUGCAUCCUGUCUGCCUUCACGAUACGUUCAAAAACGGCCGAUACGAAGUCGUGCACAAGCUAGGCUGGGGCCGUUCUUCCACCAUCUGGCUCGCCACGGAUUUGAACCACAGGCGAGACGCUUUCGUGGCUCUGAAGAUAUUCACAGCCAGCAGCUCUGCCAACCUGAGCGCGGCGCGCGAAGUGGCGAUGCUUAAAUCAUUCCAGAACCGCUGGUACAUCCUCGCCCCCAAGUUCUACAAAGCAUUCGUGCACAAAGGUCCUAAUGGCUCCCAUAUAUGCCUCAUCACGGAUUUUGCAGGUCCUUCGUUACAACAUCUCAUUACAAAGUACCGCGACCGCGACUAUCGCCUUCCGCUAGACGUGAUUCUGAGGCUGAGCCGCCAGUUGAUUGUAGCCACUAUGAACCUUCACGAGGCUGGCAUUGCGCACGGAAACUUGAGUGCUACCAAGGUCGUCUUUAGAGCCCCCCAACUGUCUAAUCGGAAGGCCAUCUUAGACAUCAUUGGCAUGCCCGAAACGAAAGAGACUUUUAAACCCGACGGGUCGCCCCCAGGACCGCAUUUGCCCAGCCAGUCGGUAGCCACGGCGCGGUGGCGUAGUUGGAACGACGAGUUUAACGAGAUUAUUUCCUUUCUCGACUUUGGUGCAUCGUUUAAAUUCGCCGUCGUCCCGGGUACCCUUAAAAACCCGUGCAGCCUGCGCGUGCCGGAGAUGGUGUUUGCCGGCGAGACUGACUAG
This is a messenger RNA of Cordyceps militaris CM01, 816 nucleotides long. Its product is annotated as Protein kinase-like domain. The coding region runs from base 1 to 816 and encodes 271 amino acids. NCBI's taxonomy places the organism in Eukaryota, Fungi, Ascomycota, Sordariomycetes, Hypocreales, Cordycipitaceae. Gene Ontology annotation, molecular function: protein kinase activity; ATP binding. The record is from RefSeq and is a predicted model, not a curated record. Gene Ontology annotation, biological process: spliceosomal complex assembly; regulation of mRNA processing; protein phosphorylation. The transcript has 3 exons.